Molecule: messenger RNA, 949 nt
Organism: Penaeus vannamei (Pacific white shrimp)
Lineage: Eukaryota; Metazoa; Arthropoda; Malacostraca; Decapoda; Penaeidae
Source: RefSeq, a predicted model, not a curated record
ACUCCUGGUUCGAAUCCCGGUUCGGAUCAUUGACAACUUCGGUGUUUUUUGUUGUUGUUCAGUUCUUUCUCGUGUGGUUUGCUUGAACUUAAAGACAAGAUCGAAGUGAGGAUUUUUUUUAUUAUUCCUACUCGUGAAAAAUCUUUAAAAUUGGAUUAACCUGUUGUUGUUUUUUGUUUUUUUUUUCUGCCAUCUCACGUCUCGAUGUAGGACCAGUGUUUUCCCCUCAUAUGUUGCAACAUGCGGCUGUUAGUGCCAGGCAUCGUCAUGACAGUGGCAGACGCGACGAUCAUAAGUGAGCUGUAUGUGCACAGGGACGGGAUCAGGGGAGUGGGAGAAAUUGCGUUCACGAAGGAGGUAUCAAGCCAGCUGGAAUGUGCCGCCCUGUGCCUAACCGUGCUGUGUGCUUGUUACAACCUGGAAGUGCGGAACAGUACGCUAACCUGCACAACACUGUCAACCAUUAGGGAAUUCACAGAACAACCCUUCACCCGUAGUUUCUUCAGCAGGAAAGGCCUGUACCAGCAGCUGGGCUUCAUCCGCUACAAGGAGCAGUGGGUGAUGGCCCGUGACCCGACCCUCCCGCGCCUGACCUGGGACGACAGCGUGGCCUGGUGUCGCUCGCUCCCGGGGUCAGUGUUCCUGCCGCAGACCCUGGAGGAUUUUGACUGGAUGGUGGAGAUCUUCAGGACCAAGUACGAGGACGGGUACAUGUUCUUCCCUCUCAAUGACAAGGAGAAAGAGGGGGACUUCGUGUGGGUCAAUGGAUCGUCCGCCAAGAACGCGACCCAGAUCCGCUGGCACGACGGCCAAGAGGGCGCCGGCAACACCAUAGAGGACGACUGCGUGGCCAUCGAGUCCUACCACGACUACACCCUGCGCGUCCAUGCCUGCGACCACACUCACUACGCCAUGAUCUGCGCGGGAGAUGGAUAGGGAAAGGGACACC